This is a messenger RNA of Leptopilina heterotoma, 996 nucleotides long. RefSeq lists its product as uncharacterized. The record is from RefSeq and is a predicted model, not a curated record. The coding region runs from base 1 to 996 and encodes 331 amino acids. NCBI's taxonomy places the organism in Eukaryota, Metazoa, Arthropoda, Insecta, Hymenoptera, Figitidae. The transcript has a single exon.
AUGGAUUAUGUACAUAAUAAAGCAAAUAGAGAAAAUGUAAAACCAGGAAGAAUAAUUAUUUUACCAUCAACAUUUACUGGAGGACCACGUUCGUAUCAACAAUCUUUUAUGGAUGCCAUGCGAUUAGUUCAAGAAUUUGGAAAACCUGAUUUAUUCAUUACAAUGACAUGUAAUCCAAAAUGGCGAGAGAUUAGAGAAAAUUUUUUGGAAGGUGAAAUUGCGACUGAUCGACCGGAUAUUGUAGCUAGAGUUUUUCAACAAAAGGUAAAAUCGCUUAUGAGUGAAUUAAAAGAUAAAAAUAUUUUUGGAUCAGUUCUCGCUUAUGUGUAUGUAACAGAAUUCCAAAAGCGUGGAUUGCCACACAUACAUUUAAUUUUAUUUUUGGAUAAAACUUUUGCGAUUCGUGAUGCAGAAUCUGUAGAUAAAAUAAUAUGUGCAGAAAUUCCAGAUAAAACAAAAAAUCCAGAACUUUUUAAAAUUGUAAAACAAUUUCAAGUCCAUGGACCUUGUGGAAAGCAAAAUAUGAAUUCGCCUUGCAUGAAUCUGGAAACAAAAAUUUGCGUGAAACAUUAUCCAAAACCAUUUUGUUCAGAAACAAAUUAUGAUUCAAAAAACUAUCCGGAAUAUAGACGAAGAAAUGAUGGUAAAAAAAUUAUUUUUAAUAUAAAAGAUGGAACAAUUAAAUGCACUGCAGCCAAUUCGAUGAUUGUACCAUAUAAUCCGUAUUUGAGUAAAACAUUUGAAUGUCACAUUAAUGUUGUAGCAUGUGGUAGUAUAGGUGGUGUGAAAUACUUAUUUAAGUAUUGUUUUAAGGGCCAUGACUGUGCAAUGGUAGGUAUUAAAGAUAAUAAUGAUUUAAUGCACUAUGAUGAACCUCAACAUUAUUUGAAUACACGUUAUGUAUGUCCACCAGAAGCAAUGCAUAGAUUAUUCGAAUUUAAUAUGCACGAACAAUCACAUGCGGCAUACAGAUUAGCUGUGCAUUUACCUAAUUAA